AAGAGUAUGGAUUUCUAAAGAGACAAACUACCCCAGUGCCUGAAUGUUUGCUAUAGCAGCUCUUCAAGACAGAACAUGCAAUACCCUAACUACAGACACAGUGAUUAAUCUGAUAUUGCAGCCAUGGAAGACAACUCAAGCUUUUGGGACAGCUUGAUAUUUUCACACCCAAUCUGCAUGAACUGGAAGUCAGAAGCCGAAGGAUCGAUCUAUCAUUUAGCUAGCAUUUUGUUUGUGGUUGGCUUUAUGGGCGGAAGUGGCUUCUUUGGCUUGCUCUAUAUUUUCUUUCUGCUAGGGCUGGGUUUUCUCUGCUCAUCUAUGUGGUCGUGGCUGGAUGUCUGUGCAGCUGACAUUUUCUCGUGGAAUUUUAUCCUGUUUGUGAUCUGCUUCAUACAGUUUAUUUAUGUAAUCUACCAGAUACGGAGUGUUGCUUUUGACAAAGAAUUUCAGGAACUUUACAAUGCUUUGUUCCAGCCUUUGGGGAUCUCCUUGCCCGUUUUUAGAAAAAUUGUCCUCUGCUGUGGUGAAGAAGUUAUUACAUUAGAGAAGGAACAUUUUUAUGCGAUGCAAGGCAAAACUCCAAUUGACAAGCUCUCCUUGCUUUUGUCAGGAAGAGUUAGAGUGACGGUGGAUGGGGAAUUUCUGCAUUACAUUUUCCCUCUUCAAUUUCUGGAUUCACCUGAAUGGGAUUCACUAAGACCCACAGAAGAUGGCAUUUUUCAGGUAACCCUUACUGCUGAAACAGAUUGUCAUUAUGUGGCGUGGAGGAGAAAAAAAUUAUAUUUACUCUUUGCAAAACACCGAUUCAUCUCACGUCUGUUUUCAAUCCUGAUUGGAAAUGAUAUUGCUGAUAAACUCUAUGCAUUGAACGACAGAGUGAGCCAAGGGAAAGGAUUAGGCUACUUCAAGAUGAACGCCGUAGAAGCCAGUUCAAUUACCAUAACCCCACUGAACUUCAGCCUGGACUUCAGAAAUGCCACCUCUGUGCCUUUAAAUGAAACUGUAUGUGAAAAUUGGAGAGAGAUCCAUCACCUGAUUUUUCAUAUGGCCAAUAUUUGUUUUGCAGUUGGGUUGGUUAUUCCAACCACUUUUAAUCUCCAUAUGAUUGUCCUAAGAGCUAUGCUGGCAAUGGGAUGUGUACUUUUUAUCAUCUGGGCAGCCCUUUUUCGGUGUGCUGUGGAUAUGGUAAUCUGGAAUGCGGUAUUCCUUGUUGUCAAUCUUCUGCAUUUUAUAUACUUGCUGUACAAGAGGAGGCCGAUAAAAAUAAAUAAAGAGCUCAGUAGCCUAUACAAGAGAAUGUUUGAACCACUCCAUGUUCCUCCAGAGCUAUUCCAAAGAUUGACAGGACAGUUCUGCAAUAUUCAGAGUCUAAAAACAGGACAAGCAUAUGCUGCAGAAGAUAAAACAUCUGUGGAUGAUCGAUUAAGUAUUCUACUAAAAGGAAAAAUGAAGGUCUCCUACCGAGGACAUUUUCUGCAUAAUAUUUACCCAUGUGCCUUUAUAGAUUCCCCUGAAUAUCGAUCAACUCAGAUGAAUCGGGGUGAGAAAUUCCAGGUGUCAAUUACUGCUGAUGAUAACUGCAAGUUCUUAUGUUGGUCCAGAGAGAGACUUGUGUAUUUUCUAGAAUCAGAGCCAUUUCUUUUUGAAAUAUUUAAAUAUCUUAUUGGAAAGGAUAUUACAAACAAGUUAUACUCAUUAAAUGAUCCAACCCUAAGUGAUAAGACAUCCCAAAAAAUAGAUCGCCAGCCCAGUCUGUGUUCCCAGCUGUCUGUGAUGCAAAUGAGGAAUAGCAUGGCAAGUUCAAGUGAUGGUGAAGAUGGAUUACAACAUUUUCUCCGUGGAACUUCUACUGCAUCCACCCUUCGCCAACCAUCUCCUUAUUUAAGAACAUCAGCCAAAAUGAAACCAAUUGAAGAAAGUGUGGAAGACGAUGUCUUUGAAGGUCCAUCUGCCACACCAUUUAAAGGUCAUGAGUGACUUCACAGGACAUUCAUGCAUUUGUUCAGAAGAAUUGCAACUGUAGAUGAGAUUUUCAAAAUGAUGGCGUUAUUAUCUGUGUUUUAAUUUUAUCCGCCUUUGACUUUAUAGUAUCUAUGAGCAAACUUUUACUGAUCACUCAAACUGUACUAACCUCCACCCCAAAAAUCUUGUUUGUUUCAGUACAUCUAUAAGACCUGUUUGGGCCCUCUUUAUGCUUGAAUUAAUGGAAUAUGAGGAACUGUAUGAGGAAUGGAGGAACUAUAUAUACAUAGGGCAUUUGUGCACACAUCUGCCCCCUGUUCUAAAGUAAAUGACAGCCUUCACAGCAUCUGAAGUGCCACAUGUGUAUUAGCCUAGGCACAUAAGGACAGUGCUUU
Messenger RNA from Protobothrops mucrosquamatus (brown spotted pit viper), 2357 nucleotides. It is a transcript of the gene POPDC1, whose product is annotated as blood vessel epicardial substance. Bases 124 to 1977 code for a protein of 617 amino acids. NCBI's taxonomy places the organism in Eukaryota, Metazoa, Chordata, Lepidosauria, Squamata, Viperidae. Gene Ontology annotation, cellular component: sarcolemma. The transcript has 10 exons. Gene Ontology annotation, molecular function: cAMP binding. The record is from RefSeq and is a predicted model, not a curated record.